AGUGGGAAAGAGAGGCGGCGGGUGUGUUGGUUCCCCGGGGGGGGCGAUUUUGCUUGGCUUCCCCCUAGAAAGGCAGGUGUGCCCUUCACAGAUCCUCCAGCGGUUUAGCUCAAGGUCCCCACACGAGGUGUAAGGGAAUCCACCGCAAACGACCUGGGUUUUUCAUUAUGCGUUGGAGCUUUAGGCCGAUGUGUGUUGGGGGUUAAAAAAAAAAUCCACUUUUUGCAACGGUAUCUUUGGGCAGUUUCAGACCCGCAGUAGAGCCUCAGUAAAACCUGCUGCAUGGGACAGGUCCUGGAGAAGGAGAGACGGAGUGGAGUGACCAUCUUCAGAGAUCAGAACUGGAGGUCUCCUAGAAGAGGGAGGGAACUUGUCCUCUGUCUCCUGCUCCUGAGGGCAAGAUCAGCACCAAUGCAUUGAAAAGACAAGGAUGCAGAUUUAGGCCAGGCAUUUGGAAGAAGGUGCCAACUGGGAGAGGAGUUGGACAGUGGAACAGCCUGCCUUGGGCGGUGGUGGGCUUCCCUUCCCUGCAGGGUCCAAGCACUGCAGAGGCUGGACAGGAAUCUGCCAGGGAUGCCGUAGCCCUGGGCAGGGGGUGGACUGGAAGACCUCUGAGGUCCCUUCCAGCUCUCACAUUCUAGGAUCAUCAUUGUGAACUGCAGAUUUGUGCUCCUUUGGCUUACCCUAGCAUCACUGCAUAUGACAGUCUUUGCAAGCGAUGGAUCCCUGAGAUUGAAAAAGAAGGAAAUCUGUGGUUUCUCUCUUCUGUACUUGCAUACAACAGGAUUGUGUGCAGUGAUUGAGGAGAAGGAACCUCAUGACACCUGGCCAAAAAGCUCAGAUGAUGGUAAGGGAGAUAGCACAUGCUGACACCAGGUGAGGGACUUGGGGUAUAGGUGUCUGUAUACCAAUGCCAGAAGCCAAGAUGGGUGAGCUGGAGUGCUUGGUUGCUAAUGAAAACAUCGAUAGAGUGGGUGGAAUGGAAACCAGGUGGAACGGUGAGAACCAGUGGGACAUGAUUAUUCCUGGAUAUAAGCUCUACACCCCUUCUAACUUGGCAAAGAGGCACCUUUUAACAUGGUGAUUCUCUUUUAUUUAGCAGGGGGAGAGUAACUGGCCCUCUCCACCCACAGCACAGGACCUCCAGUGACUGUGGCUGGCGUCUAUCUUAUGUUUCUUUUUAGAUUGUGAGCCCUUCAGGGACAGGGAUCCAUCUUAUUUAUUUGUUUGUUAUUUCUCUGUGUAAACUGCCCUGAGCCAUUUUUGGAAGGAUGGUAUAGAAAUCGAAUUAUUAUUAUUAUUUCUUGUUUACACAGUCAGACAGGUGUUAUUGACUGGUUUGUUUUAUCCAGACAUCGAGUCCUUCCCAAGGACCUGGGUUGGCUGGAUUUUAUUGUCAAUGUUGUUGCUGUUGUUAUAGAUAUUGUCGCAGAAUAUAGGCUGUUCCCAGUAAAGCUGCUUUUUGUAAUUGGUGAUUUCUGUGGCCUCUAUGGUAUUGAGGUGCUUUUCAAGGUCUUUUGGAACUGCACCCAGGGUGUCAAUUACCACUGGGAUUAUUUUGGUUUUUUUCUGCCACAGCCUUCCAAUUUCAAUUGGUAGAUCUUUGUAUUUUGUGAUUUUUUCUAUUUCUUUUUCUUCUAUUCUGCUAUCCCCUGGUAUUGCUAUGUCGAUUAUUUUAACUUGUUUUUCUUUCUUCUCGACUACAGUUAUAUCUGGUGUAUUGUGUGGCAGAUGUUUGUCUGUUUGUAGUCGGAAGUCCCAUAAUAUUUUUACAUCUUCAUUUUCUUCAACUUUUUCAAUUUUAUGGUCCCACCAAUGUUUGGCUACAGGUAGCUCGUAUUUUUUGCAGAUGUUCCAGUGUAUCAUCCCUGCUACCUUGUCAUGCCUUUGUUUGUAGUCAGUCUGUGCGAUCUUUUUACAACAGCUGAUCAGGUGGUCCACGGUUUCAUCUGCUUCUUUACAAAGGCGGCACUUGCUGUUUGUUGUGGAUUUUUUUGACUUUUGCUCUUAUUGCAUCUGUUCUAAGUGCCUGUUCUUGUGCAGCCAGUAUUAAACCCUCUGUUUCUUUCUUCAAGUUGCCCUUCUUAAGCCAUUGCCAAGUCUUGGUGAUGUCUGAUUUCCCACUUAUAUUGUGCAAAUAUUGACCAUGCAGGGGCUUAUUUCUCCAUUUUUCUGCUCAGUUCUUGACUUGUUCUUUUUUGUAGGCCUUUUUUCUUUCAUUGGUGUUGAAUAGUUUCUCGUUAUUGACCAUUUGAAGUGCAUCUUCUUCACUGUCCUUAAUAUAUUCUUCAAGGCAAUAUAUUCAAAGCACAUGAAAAGCAUGUUCUUUUUUUAAUGUAAGCACAUGAAAAGCAUGUUCUUCUUUUAAUUCUCCAGACUGCCUGUCCCUUCCAGCUUUCCUUUCACCAACCUCUUCAUUCUUGAGCAGUUUCCUUUUCUGAAGCCCAAAGUGUCCAUAUUGAACUUCGUAGCAGGUGAGAGUUGGGAGAGGAACAAUGAGGGGAAACCCAGCAGAGGAUUUAUGAGUGAUUCCAGAUGGAAUAAAAAGGAGCACAGACUAAAAACUGGAGCAAAACGGAAGAAGUCCAAAAGACUGCGCAGAAAGUAAGAAGAAAAAAAAGAUCCUGUGCUCUCCGUGCAGCAAAAGCUUUCCUUCUAAACCUAGACUUGAUUUAAAAUGCAGUGGAAAAUGCAAGCAGAUGAGAAAUUAUAUGAAUGUUUGGGCUGUGGAAAGUGCUUUGGCCAGAGAGAACAUCUUAUCAUGCACAACAGAACGCACACUGGGGAGAAACCACAUACAUGUUUUGAGUGUGGAAAGAGCUUCAGCACGAGGGGAAAUCUUAUUAUACACAACAAAACACACACUGGAGAGAAACCACAUGAAUGUGUGGAGUGUGGGAAAAGCUUCAGCACGAGUGGAAAUCUUAAUCAACACCAAAGAAUCCACACUGGGGAGAAACCACAUCAGUGCUUGGAGUGCACAAAGAGGUUCAGCACGAGUGCAGCUCUUAUCAUGCAUCACAGAACCCACACUGGGGAGAAACCACAUAAAUGCUUGGAGUGCAGAAAGACCUUCAGCUCGAGUGGAAAUCUUACUAAACACUACAGAACCCACACUGGGGAAAAACCACAUAAAUGCCUAGAGUGUGGAAAGAGCUUCAGCUCGAGUGGAGAUCUUAAUAAACACCAUAGAACCCACACUGGGGAGAAACCUUAUAAAUGCUUGGAGUGUGGAAAGAGAUUUAUCACGGGUGGAGUUCUUAAUAAACACCACAGAAUCCACACUGGGGAGAAACCACACAAAUGCUUGGAGUGUGGAAAGAGCUUCAGCUCGAGUGGACAUCUUACUAUACACCACAGAACCCACACUGGGGAGAAACCACACAAAUGCUUAGAGUGUGGAAAGAGUUUCAGCCGGAGAGGAAAUCUUAUUACACACCAUAGAAUCCACACUGGGGAGAAACCACACAAAUGCUUGGAGUGUGGAAAGAACUUCAUCACGAGUGGAGUUCUUAAUAAACACCAUAGAAUCCACACUGGGGAGAAACCAUACAAAUGCUUGGAGUGUGGAAAGAGCUUCCGCUGGACUGGAGAUCUUGCUAAACACCAUAGAAUCCACACUGGGGUGAAACCACAGAAAUGCUUGGAGUGUGGAAAGAGCUUCAUCACGAGUGCAGCUCUUAUCAUACACCACAGAAUCCACACUGGGGAGAAACCACAUCAAUGCUUGGAGUGCGGAAGGAGCUUCAGCACGAAUGGACAUCUGACUCUACACCACAGAACCCACACUGGGGAGAAACCACACCAAUGUUUUGAGUGUGGUAAGAGCUUCAGCACGAGUGGACAUCUUACCAUACAUCACAGAACCCACACUGGGGAGAAACCAUAUAAAUGCAUUGCAUGUGGCAAGAGCUUCAGUGGGAUUGGCGUUCUUACCAGACAUCACAGAACCCACACUGGGGAGAAACCACAUCAAUGCUUGGAGUGCGGAAAGAGUUUCAGCAGGAGUAGUCAUCUUACAUUACACCACAGAACCCACACUGGGGAGAAACCACAUCAAUGCUUGGAAUGCGGAAAGCGUUUCAGCACGAGUGGACAUCUUACCAGACAUCACAGAACCCACACUGGGGAGAAACCACAUCAAUGCUUGGAGUGUGGAAAGAGGUUCAGCAGAAGUGAAAAACUUACUACACAUCACAGAACCCACACUAGGGAGAAAGCACAUCAGUACUUGGAGUGUGGAAAGAUCUUCAGCACGAGUGGAGAUCUUAAUAAACACCAUAGAACCCACAGUAGGGAAGAGCCCCACAAAUGCUUGGAAUAUUGAAAGAGCUUCUGGAAAAGGGGAGCUCUUACUAUACACUAUAGGACCCACACUGGAAGAUGGAAGGCUCACCUUACAGCACACGUGUACAUUCAAACAGAGUCAGAAUCAUACACAUGAAACUGCAGACAAGCUGAAAAUCUCCCUCAGAUUAUGAAAUAUAAACCCUUGUGAGAUUUCUGCUUCUGAUUUAUUUUUCUUCCCUCUGAGGGAAAUUCAUAGUUUUGUGUCUGUAUUUUGAAUACAUGUGCAUAAUUCCUUCAAAGUUAUCAAUAAAUAUUAGUUUUUCACAGUA
This is a messenger RNA of Hemicordylus capensis (graceful crag lizard), 4619 nucleotides long. RefSeq names its product zinc finger protein 546-like. The transcript is spliced from 2 exons. Bases 2678 to 4327 code for a protein of 549 amino acids. The record is from RefSeq and is a predicted model, not a curated record. Lineage: Eukaryota; Metazoa; Chordata; Lepidosauria; Squamata; Cordylidae.